Molecule: messenger RNA, 429 nt
Organism: Aspergillus puulaauensis
Lineage: Eukaryota; Fungi; Ascomycota; Eurotiomycetes; Eurotiales; Aspergillaceae
Exons: 2
Coding region: 1-429 (142 amino acids)
Molecular function (GO): peroxiredoxin activity
Source: RefSeq, a predicted model, not a curated record
AUGGCAAACAAAGAAGAACUCAAGCCGCUCCACGACGCCCUCUUCUCGGAAGGACUCCAAGUCCGCCGCGCCGUCGUCGGCGACGAAUACGUCGAUCGAGCCUUAAAGAACGGAUCCAGCGAGUUCGCACUCCCGGGCCAGGAACUGGUGACUGAGUGGUGCUGGGGCCAUAUUUGGACGAGGCCGGGGCUGGAGAGGAAGCAGAGGAGUCUUCUCAAUAUCGGUAUGCUGAUUGCGUUGAAGUCGUGGCCGGAGCUGGCGGUUCAUACAAGAGGCGCGAUUAAUAACGGAUUGACUGAGAAGGAGAUUAGUGAGGCGGUGCUGCAGGCGACGAUCUACUGUGGUGUGCCGGCUGGGGUUGAGGCGAUGAAGAUCACGGAGAAGACUAUCUUGGAGAUGAUUGAGAAGGGGGAGUAUAAACGGUCGUGA